AAAUAUUUUGCUAGUAAUAAUGAUGACCAUCCUGAACGCGGUCUUUAUUUAGACCCUACCGUCCGUAGAGUAGAUUUAAAUACAGUUCCGUUGAACGGAACUGAAUUCAUUAUUAAAUCAAAGAUGGAAGAAGAAGCUAUGCGCCGCAACAAUGAGGGUGAACAUGAAGCUGAUAAUGAAGGUCAGGCUGAAAAUGGCAAUCGGGAGAUUGAAGGUGCUGUUGAAGAUCUCUUAGAACUCCUGAAAGAUUGUGGUGUCCCUUUUUACCCUGCUGACGAUGAGGAUGAGGAUGAGGAUGAGGAUGAUGAUGAAGAUGAAGAAGAAGAAGAAGAAGAAGAUGAAGUUCAAUAUUUCGCACAAACUUUUUCUAUUUAA
This is a messenger RNA of Stegodyphus dumicola, 375 nucleotides long. RefSeq lists its product as uncharacterized. Lineage: Eukaryota; Metazoa; Arthropoda; Arachnida; Araneae; Eresidae. The record is from RefSeq and is a predicted model, not a curated record.